Xenopus laevis (African clawed frog) is the source of this 1250-nucleotide messenger RNA. RefSeq names its product germ cell-specific gene 1-like protein (gene gsg1l.L). The coding region runs from base 250 to 1179 and encodes 309 amino acids. NCBI's taxonomy places the organism in Eukaryota, Metazoa, Chordata, Amphibia, Anura, Pipidae. The record is from RefSeq and is a predicted model, not a curated record. The transcript is spliced from 5 exons.
CUAACUCAGCAUCCCUGCUUCCUAAGAGGCAGACCACACAUGAUCUUAUCCGUACACUGUGGCAUCUCUAGGUAACUGAAUUACAGUACUGUAGCUCAAUCCCCUGCAAAACAAACGAGCAUUCACUACUCCAAGCAAGCUAGUUGGGAGGUGGAUUGCAUUUCUGUGCAUAUAUGUUUGGACGACAGAACUGCAUGGUUUUUUUGCAAUCAAGACUCAAUGUUCAUGCCUUUUUGGCAUGGGUAAAUUAUGAGGAAGGCAAGCCGAAGACACAGAGCCCUGCUUGCUGUGUGCCUGAACUUAGUAGCCCUGUUGUUUUCCACCACAGCAUUCAUUACAACCUACUGGUGUGAGGGAACGCAGAGGGUGCCCAAGCCGAACUGUGGCAAAGGGAAAAAGACAAACUGUAUCAAUUACACUGGAAACGAGACAUCCAAUGGAACAAAUCCUAAUGUCAUUCAUUACAGCUGGGAGACAGGAGACGACAGGUUUCUUUUCAGAUACUUUCACACAGGUAUAUGGUAUUCCUGUGAAGAAAAUAUCAAUGGAGAAGGUGAAAAAUGCAGAAGUUUUAUUGAACUUGCACCUGCAUCUGAAAAAGGUGUUCUCUGGCUCUCUGUGGUUUCAGAAGUACUGUUCAUUGUGCUCUUGGUGGUGGGAUUUAGCCUCAUGUGCCUAGAAUUCUUUCAGUCAAAUAAUGUUGUGGAUGGGCUGAAGCUCAAUGCAUUUGCUGCAGUGUUCACUGUUCUGUCAGGUCUUCUGGGAAUGGUGGCUCACAUGAUGUAUACCCAAGUGCUCCAAGUAACUGUAAGUUUGGGGCCAGAAGACUGGAGACCACAUUCCUGGGAUUAUGGAUGGUCUUUCUGCCUUGCCUGGUGCGCCUUCACCUGCUGCAUGGCAGCCUCUGUUAUUACUUUGAACUCCUAUACCAAGACAGUUAUUGAGUUUGGAAACAAGCACAAGAUUUUUGAACAAGUUUUACAUGAAGAACAAAUGUUCAUAGAUCAAAAUGCACUUAAGAACAACAAAGAGCAUCCGAUCAAGAAGGAGCCACCGAUCCACAGUGUUUCUAGAUCACUGGAAUUAGCUGAAGACAAUGGCAGACAUGUGAGAAAGUCAAUAUUGACAUCAGCUGCAAUAGACCUUGGAGAAAUUCCAGAGGCGCUUGGAGAAGAAUAGUGCUGAAUAUAUGUAUCAUUACAUGGCAUGAUGUCAUUUCCAGUUAUAAACACACGUUUAUUGUGCAUGGA